Messenger RNA from Rotaria sordida, 696 nucleotides. NCBI's taxonomy places the organism in Eukaryota, Metazoa, Rotifera, Eurotatoria, Philodinida, Philodinidae. The record is from the annotation of a GenBank genome assembly.
AUGACAUCUUCAGCAUUGAUACCGAUUAAUAAUGAGAAAAAUUAUUUUUUACAACCAUCAAAAUCAUCAUUAAAUUGUUAUUCAAUACAUGAUCAUGGUCAUGGUUAUCGAACAUAUUCAUAUGAAUUUAAUUUAAAAAAUUAUAAACCUGAACAAAUAAAUGUUUUAAUUGAUAAUUCUAAUAGAUUACAUAUACAUGCAUAUCAUUCACUAUGUCAUGAAUUUCGACGUGAAUAUAAACUAGGUGGAUCAAAUAUUGAAGCAAAACUUAUACGAAAUACAGUUGAUAUAUAUGGACAUCUUCGUAUUGAUGUAGAUAUUCGACCACGUCAAUAUAAUAUACUACCAUCAAUAAAUAAUAAUAUUCUAACAUUUGAUUUACAUGGUUAUCGACCUAAAAAUGUAACUAUUAGAAUAAAUGAAAAUGGUUUAUUAAAAAUAAAUGCACAACAUUAUGAUAAUGUAAAUGAAUAUUGUAUUAGUAGAGAAUAUUAUCGUCAAUAUCAAUUAUCAAAAAAUAUUAAUCCUAAUCAAAUACGAGCAAAAUUUGAUAAUAAUCAUCAAAUAUUAACUAUACAAUUACCACAAUCAUUACCUAGAAGAAGUUCAUCAUGGGAACCUUAUUAUAAUAAAAAUGAUUCAUUAAUUUAUGGUAAAGAACCAUAUGGAAAUCCAUGUUAUUGUAAUCUUAUGUAA